AGAGAAAAGCGGCCCUCUGGGGAUCAUGUUCAGCUCUUCUGCGCAUGCGCACAAACACGAAUCAUUUCCGGGCGACGAGGCUGCUGAGGAUGCUGGGGUAUAUCUGGCAGUGUUUCUAUUCCUCAUGUCUGCGCUUCUGGCUGAAAUGGUUCCUCCGGCUGGUCACAGGAAGAUGCGAGCUGCAGCGUAUUUGUGCCCGAUGCAAAGCUGGAGCGCUGAGGACGGCACAGAUAGAGUAUUCCCUGAAGUGCUCUAAAAGCAAGGUGUUGCGAGCAGCUUUAUCUCUGAAGGAGAAUGAUUUGGAUGAGCAUCUGGCUCAAAUAAUCCAGGAGAAGAGAAUCAAGGAGCAGAAAGAUCCUACGUUUAAGGUGAACCUCCAUCAGUGUUUGCUUCAAAUAAACGGAUACAGCGGGUUGUUUGAGGAGGUGGAGGACCUGAGAAAACAAGUGUUUGACUCCGAAAAUGAAGAACAUGAGAACAUGCUUCUGAAGUUGUGGGAUCUGUUAAUGCCAUCAGAGAAGCUGGAGUCGAGGGUCACUAAGCAGUGGGGAAACAUAGGUUUCCAGGGCGAGGAUCCCAAGACGGAUUUCAGAGGGAUGGGGAUGCUGGGACUCACGAACCUCCUUUUUUUCAGUGAGAAUCACCCAGAUGCGGCCCGUCAGGUCCUGUCACACGCCAGUCACCCCAGACUAGGAUACUCGUAUGCCAUCGUGGGCAUCAAUCUGACAGAGAUGGCAUACAGCUUAAUGAAGAGUGAUGCUCUGAAGCCUCAUUUCUACAACACAGUCUGUGGAAAACCCCAAAUGCAACACUUCCAUCAUUUCUACUGUUACCUGGCUUACGAGUUUGACAAGUUCUGGUUGGAAGAGGAGCCGGAGAGCAUCAUGGAGUUCAAUCGCUACAGGGAGAAGUUCCACGACAAGGUCAAAGGUCAGCUUCAGAAGCCUGAGGUCAAACUCAUCAUGACUGUGGACCAGGAGAAGUGAUUCCAGCAGGAAGCCGCAACAGUUGAUUUUCUUUUCUAUUUCCAUUGACUUCACAAUAGUUUUUAGUUGGGAAAUGUACAACGUGCAUGAAACUUUAUUUGAAUAUUAAUAAUUAAACAACUGUAUAAACUGUACAUCAAGGUUACACAGCUGGUUGUUUAGCUACAUUAACCUGGACGAGGAAAAGACUUACACUAAGUAUUACUAAUAAUACUUUCAAAGUGAUGUUUAAAACUCUCCAAUGAACCGAUUGGAAUCCUCCACACUUGAGUGUUUUGGUCGUGGUCAUGUGACUUCCUGUUUCUUCAUGUUUACCCAUCUCAGGAAGUUGACGUUUACGUUCACAAGAUGUUAGGAAGUUGUUUAUUCUUCUGUAUGCAGAUGAUUCGACCUCUUUGCAUGUUAAAGUGUGUUUAAGUUGUAUUAAACCCUGCAGCCGUCAUGCCUAUAACGAGUAUUUAAUAACUAAUCUGUUUUGUGAAUAUUGUUAUUCAGACCUCAACUCAAUUCCAAAGGACAGCAUUCGUGUGCACAAAUGUCGAUGUGACACUGUGUCGUUGUCUUAUUUAUAAACGGUGUUUGCUUUUGAAGAUGUAACUUUUUAUUCCUGAUUAAUUUUAUAGUGUUGGACACAUACCUAAUGCUGAAGAAUAAAAUUAGCGACUGAAUAUUGAAA
Carassius gibelio (silver crucian carp) is the source of this 1662-nucleotide messenger RNA. RefSeq names its product ELMO domain-containing protein 2. The record is from RefSeq and is a predicted model, not a curated record. The transcript is spliced from 9 exons. Gene Ontology annotation, molecular function: GTPase activator activity. Bases 45 to 986 code for a protein of 313 amino acids. Gene Ontology annotation, cellular component: membrane. Lineage: Eukaryota; Metazoa; Chordata; Actinopteri; Cypriniformes; Cyprinidae.